Molecule: messenger RNA, 207 nt
Organism: Macrosiphum euphorbiae (potato aphid)
Lineage: Eukaryota; Metazoa; Arthropoda; Insecta; Hemiptera; Aphididae
Source: the annotation of a GenBank genome assembly
AUGUCAUCUGAACAAGAAAAAAAUAAACACUUGGUCACAGGAAUACUGAUUUCAGUGCCGUGGAAUGUUAAACAAGCAUGUAAAAAUGCAGAAGGUUCAUGGCUCAUGCGAAAAAUGGGCAAAAACCUGUCCCACCAUUUACGCAGUGUCGUCGUUAAGAACAAAAUGUCAUUUUCAAACAAGACAACGACAGAUCGGAUUCGAUAA